ACACAUAGCUUUGUUCAUUCUGCGCUGUCUCUGCUGGCCCAGAGAUCUGAAAAAUGUAUAGACUCCUCUGUCAGGAAUAAAUUGGUGGGCUUUUAACACGCCGUUAUAAUUGUAGCUCUUUCACGAAAACAAACACGCAUUUAACCUCGAGAGUUGAUAUUAAAACACAGGUUCCCUGAAUUCGUGUAUUUGGGUCGCCAAAACAUGAUCGUGAUAAAUGUUUACGGCUAACAACACGAGGCACUGGGACUGUUGAUACAUAGUGACGCAAAUAAAUCGUGUGUACAAUGGCACGUAAAGCGACGUCUUAUCUUCGAUCGUUCCACUUUGCCUCAUCCAAUAUGGCGACGACACCAACCUACAAGUGGCGUUCACCGCAUCUUCGUCUAUGCUAGUUUGUCCUCUAAGGAUGACAUAACUGAAAAGUCGUUUUUCCUUUCGCGUCAUCGUGUUUCAUUUGACGGAUGUCGGAACUUUAUAGUCCACUAUCGAAACCUCUCCAUUUCGUGAUGAGCGAUUCUCAACACGCACAGCCGCAUUCAGGCCGCAGGAGGGCAGUAGUGACGCCGUUCAAGGACACAAAGUCGUCGAAGAAGAACGAUCUCGCUCGGCGGGACAGACAACCCGUGUCAACAUCAACAUCAAGUUACUUAUUUGACUUUUUGUUUUUGUUUUUUUUGAAACAUGAGCUCCUUUGCGGGUCGAAUGAAGGAAUAUCCGCACAUUUCUCUCGAUCGCUUCGACCACGAGAACUUGCACGCGCGCGCCUACUUCCUGUCGCACUGUCACAAAGAUCACAUGAGGGGGAUGAAAUCACCCAAGAUGAAGAGAAGACUGCAGUCCAGCCGUCGAGUCAAACUGUACUGCUCACCGGUGACCAAAGAACUUUUGCUGAGCAGCCGCAGGCAUCUCUUCUGGGAGAAAUUCAUUGUUCCCUUGGAGCUGGAGAGCCCCACGCAGAUUUCGCUGGUGGACGAAACGUCGGGAGAGAGCGAAGAGCUGGCGGUCACGUUGCUCCCCGCCGGGCACUGUCCCGGCUCCGUCAUGUAAGUGGCGCCGACGUAGUCGCCGGCACUUGGCGGCGUCAGCUAGUCCACGAGCACCGCCGCCGUGUGUGCAGGUUCCUGUUCGAAGGUGGCUGUGGAAACGCGCUGUACACGGGAGACUUCAGGCUGGCCUCGGGCGACGCGGCCAGGAUGGAGCAUCUGCACUCGGGCGGCAGGGUGAAGGACAUCCGGAGCGUGUACGUGGACUCCACCUUCUUCGACCCGCGCUUCUACCAGAUUCCUUCUCGGGAGGCGUGCGUGAGCGCCAUCUUGCGUCUGGUGGGAGACUGGAUCGCUCGUAGCGCUCGUCACGUGGUUUGGCUCAACUGCAAGGCGGCGUACGGCUACGAGUACUUGUUCACCAGGCUGGGGGCGGAGUUCAACACGCGGGUGCACGUCAACAACUUGCUGAUGUUCCGGAGGAUGCCGGAGAUCCUGAGCUACGUGACCGGCGAGCAUCGGACGCAGAUCCACGCCUGCCGGCACCCAAAGGUGACGACGUCGCGCCGCAAAGACGACGUGCGCCUCGAAGAGGCCGACUUUGUUUGUGCGCAGAACGAGGCGAAUCCCCGUGGCGACCGGCUGCCGUGCGGCCGCGCGUCUCCGGACGGGGCCGACCUGCGCGUGCUCAGCAUCAAGCCGUCCACCAUGUGGUUCGGAGAGCGCACGCGCAAAACCGACGUCGUCGUCAGAUCGGGGAGCAACGCCUUCCGAGCCUGCUUCAGCUUCCACUCGUCCUACUGCGAGAUCAAAGACUUCCUGUCCUACCUGCGACCCGUCCAGGUGUUCCCCAAUGUGGUCCCGAUAGGGCGCACCCUCAGCGAGGUCACGCACAUGCUCCGGACCGUGUGCAGGAAGCCGCCGCAGGAGAACAUCACAUACAGACCACUGGGGGCGCUCAAACGCAGCGCCGCCACGACGACGCCUCACGAUUGGGACAGCGACAACGACCUCUUUGACGCCAGCGCCGCCGCGCCGCUGAGGAAGAAGCCGACGGCGAGCCGUCGGGUCCCAAACGAGCCGGGACCGUAUGCCAUGGCGCCCCCUGCCCCCACGGAGGACUCACUGCAGCCCGACCCUCGCGACGACGACAACAAGAACGACCACACGGACCUCAAGUACAACUACGUGGACUGCGCCGAAUCCAACGACGACAGCGAGGACGACGAGGGGAGUGAGGAAGAUGAGGCGAGCGGGACUAAAACGUCCACCCAAACAGGAAGCGCCUCCGUCGAGCUGCCCAAAUGGCAGGACUUCUUCACCGUGGAGCCGCUGCCCGACAGCCAGAACAGCCAAUCGCAGCCCUGCUCCGCCCCGAGCCCCGCCCCCACCAGGCCGGCGGGCUCGCAGACGCCCGAAGCGUUCAGUGAACGCGAAGAUGAUGCGGACGACAGCUUCGUCCUCUCGCCGUCCGCUUCCGAUAGUUCCUCGCAGAACCGCGACGCAGACGGCGAGGACCGCGGGGCCGGCGACGCGCCGUCCGAGCCGCCGCCCGGGUCCCGGGUGUCGUCGGACUAUGGCGUUUCCUGCACGCCGGACUCCAAAAGGGCGCCGGUGUCCAGGAAGUUGGCCAGCGGGGAGGACGUUUCCUGUCCCGAUUGAACGCUUUCAAUCGCCUCCUCGUUAUCAAAGCCGCCUUUCUAGUUCGAAUCCUCGUAUCAAACAAUAAAGUUUUUUAACGUCA
Molecule: messenger RNA, 2730 nt
Organism: Phycodurus eques (leafy seadragon)
Lineage: Eukaryota; Metazoa; Chordata; Actinopteri; Syngnathiformes; Syngnathidae
Gene: dclre1c
Product: DNA cross-link repair 1C, PSO2 homolog (S. cerevisiae)
Exons: 13
Coding region: 465-2648 (727 amino acids)
Biological process (GO): double-strand break repair via nonhomologous end joining; protection from non-homologous end joining at telomere; interstrand cross-link repair
Molecular function (GO): 5'-3' DNA exonuclease activity; damaged DNA binding
Source: RefSeq, a predicted model, not a curated record